CAGAGCGGCCAUGGGACGGCGGGCGGUAGGGUCGCCGAGGGCGAGGUAGCGGCGGGACGGCGGGGCCCGCGGGCUCGGCCGGGCAUGUAGACGCCCGCGCAGGCGCGCGGCAGCGGACGAUAUCCGUGCUUUGGUCCUUUAUAAAUUAUGGAAGUGGAACAAGAAAAGAUGAACCUGAGUAAGGAAUUGAGUCCAGACUCAGCUUCGUAUCGCUGCUCAGCAUGUCAUGGGGAUGAGACCUGGAGCUACCAUCACCCUAUCCGGGGCCGAGCCAAGUCUAGGAGCCUAUCAGCCUCACCCGCCCUGGGCAGCACCAAGGAGUUCAGGAGGACACGCUCUCUCCAUGGACCGUGCCCAGUGACCACAUUUGGACCAAAGGCCUGUGUGCUGCAGAAUCCCCAAACCAUCAUGCACAUCCAGGACCCUGCAAGCCAGCGGUUGACGUGGAACAAGUCUCCCAAGAGUGUGCUUGUCAUUAAAAAGAUCCGCGAUGCCAGCCUGUUGCAGCCCUUCAAAGAGCUCUGCAUGUACCUCAUGGAGGAGAACAACAUGAUUGUAUAUGUGGAAAAGAAAGUGCUGGAAGACCCUGCCAUAGUGAGUGAUGAAAACUUUGGACCAGUGAAGAAGAAGUUCUGCACUUUCCGUGAAGAUUAUGACGACAUUUCCAACCAAAUAGACUUCAUUAUAUGCCUGGGAGGAGAUGGCACCCUCCUUUAUGCCUCCUCGCUUUUCCAGGGCAGUGUGCCUCCAGUAAUGGCCUUCCACCUGGGCUCUCUGGGCUUCCUGACUCCAUUCAACUUUGAGAACUUCCAGACCCAAGUAAAACAGGUUAUAGAGGGGAAUGUAGCUGUUAUCUUACGGAGCCGGCUGAAGGUCAGGGUGGUGAAGGAACUCAGAGACAAGAAGACAGAUGUCCACAAUGGCCUCGGCGAGAAUGGCCUGGACACUGAGGGAGGGAAGCAGGCCAUGCAGUAUCAGGUCUUGAAUGAGGUAGUGAUUGAUAGAGGCCCCUCCUCCUACCUGUCCAACGUGGAUGUCUACCUGGAUGGACACCUCAUCACCACUGUACAGGGCGAUGGAGUGAUUGUGUCCACCCCAACGGGCAGUACAGCAUAUGCGGGCGCAGCCGGCGCCUCCAUGGUCCACCCCAACGUGCCAGCCAUCAUGGUUACACCCAUCUGCCCCCACUCGCUGUCGUUCCGGCCUAUCGUGGUCCCUGCAGGGGUCGAGCUGAAGAUUACGCUGUCUCCAGAAGCCAGGAAUACCGCAUGGGUGUCUUUUGACGGAAGGAAGAGGCAGGAAAUACGCCAUGGAGACAGCAUCAGCAUCACCACCUCCUGCUACCCGCUCCCCUCCCUCUGUGUCCAAGACCCCAAGAGAGACUGGUUCAAGAGCCUCGCCCAGUGUCUGCAUUGGAAUGUUCGAAAGAAGCAAGCUCACUUCCCAGAGGAUGAGGAUGAAGAUGAGGAUGAAGAGGACAGCUAGGCUGUUCUUCCUGGGCCUAGCCUUGAGCCCUUGGGCCUUAACCCUUCCUAGGCUGACCUGGCUGUACCACAUGGGGCUGUCCACAUUCUGCCUGCCUAGUGGGAGAGCCUGGGUCUGCCUUCUGCAGAACAGAUCAGCUUUUUA
This is a messenger RNA of Jaculus jaculus (lesser Egyptian jerboa), 1629 nucleotides long. It is a transcript of the gene Nadk, whose product is annotated as NAD kinase. Gene Ontology annotation, biological process: NAD+ metabolic process; NADP+ biosynthetic process. The record is from RefSeq and is a predicted model, not a curated record. The coding region runs from base 148 to 1485 and encodes 445 amino acids. The transcript is spliced from 12 exons. Lineage: Eukaryota; Metazoa; Chordata; Mammalia; Rodentia; Dipodidae. Gene Ontology annotation, molecular function: NAD+ kinase activity.